AUGCUUCCUCUCUUCAUCAAGAUGCUUCCUCUCUUCAUCAAGGUGCUUCCUCUCUUCAUCAAAGAGCUUUCCCUCUUCAUCAAGGUGCUUCCUCUCUUCAUCAAGAUGCUUCCUCUCUUCUUCAAAGUACUUCCUCUCUUGAUCAAGUGCUUCCUCUCUUCAUCAAGAUGCUUCCUCUCUUCAUCAAGGCUUCCUCUCUUCAUCAAGAUGCUUCCUCUCUUCAACAAAGUACUUCCUCUCUUCUUCAAAGUGCUUCCUCUCUUCAUUAAGUGCUUCCUCUCUUCAUCAAGAUGCUUCCUCUCUUCAUCAAGUGCUUCCUCUCUUCUUCCUCUCUUCAUCAAGUGCUUCCUCUCUUCAUCAUGCAGCUUCCUCUCUUCAACAAAGUACUUCCUCUCUUCAUCAUGCAGCUUCCUCACUACAUCAUGCAGCUUCCUCUCUUCAACAAAGUGCUUCCUCUCUUCAUCAUGCAGCUUCCUCUCUAAAUCAAGGUGCUUCCUCUCUUCAUCAAGAUGCUUCCUCACUCCAUUAUGCAGCUGCUUCUUUUCUUCAUCAAUUCCUCUUCACCCUGGAGCUCCUCAGCUUUAUAUCAUUUUAAUUGGAUUUUUUGAAAUCCACCUGCAGUAG
Messenger RNA from Trichomonas vaginalis G3, 624 nucleotides. RefSeq names its product SLEI family protein family. Bases 1 to 624 code for a protein of 207 amino acids. The transcript has a single exon. Lineage: Eukaryota; Parabasalia; Trichomonadida; Trichomonadidae. The record is from RefSeq and is a predicted model, not a curated record.